AUGGCUACUUACCAAAACGGCGUGGCUCCGGCCCGCGCCAUGGAUGACGACAGCGACGUCGAGGAGGAGGCUCUUGUGGCCGAGUACAAGGAGCAAGUUCAGUACGAGGAUGGUGAUGAUCUCAGCCGCACCACCUCUCUGAACCUCGCCCAGCAGACCGACGAUAUCCAGAGCCGACUUGUCCAGGCUGCUCAGCCUCUCGACUUCCAGGCGCCUCUCGAGGCCAAGUUCCAGAGCUACGAUGCCUACUGCAGCUUGUUCCACUUCAUCCUGAACUCUGAGGGUCCCGUCGAUCUCGAGCCCCCUUCUUACUACUGGGCUUGGGAUGUUAUCGAUGAGUUCAUUUACCAGUUCAACUCUUUCUCCUCGUACCGAAUGCGAAUUGCCCGCCAAACAACCAACGAGGAGGAGCGUCAGGCUCUCCGCGAGAACCCCAACACAUGGGGCUGCUACAGCGUCCUCAACGUCCUGUACUCUCUCAUCCAGCGAUCUCAGAUCACCGAGCAGCUCGGUGCCAUGAAGCGUGGAGAGGACCCUGCAGCCGUUGCCGGCGAGUACGGCAACAAGAACCUUUACAAGAUGUUGGGUUACUUCUCCAUCAUUGGUCUUCUCCGAGUCCACUGUCUCCUUGGUGACUUUAGCCUGGCACUCAAGACACUUGACGACAUUGAGCUCAAUAAGAAGGCCAUGUUCGCCCGUGUCAUGGCUGCCCACUUCACCACAUACUACUAUGUUGGUUUCUCUUACAUGAUGCAGCACCGCUACGCCGAUGCCAUCCGCAUGUUCAGCCACAUCCUCAUCUACGUCUCAAGGACAAAGAACUUCCAGAAGAGCGCCCAGUACGACUCUAUCACUAAGAAGAAUGAGCAGAUGUACGCUCUCAUCGCCAUCUGCGUCGCUUUCCAGCCUACUCGUCUGGACGACACCAUCCACAGCGCCCUCCGUGAGAAGUACGGUGACCAGCUUCUCAAGCUCCAGCGCGGUGGACCCGAGUCCCUCCCCAUCUUCGAGGAGCUCUUCCGCGCUGCGUGCCCCAAGUUCAUCUCCCCCGUUCCCCCAGACUUUGAGAACCCCGAGGCCAACAUCGAUCCCGUCGAGCACCACCUCGCUGUCUUCAUGGACGAGGUCAAGACCAACAUGUGGAGCCCCACCAUCAAGUCUUACCUCCGCCUCUACACCACCAUGGAUCUUAACAAGCUUGCUGGUUUCCUCGAGGUGAAGCCUGAGGAGCUUCGAUCAUGGCUCCUGGUUACCAAGCAGCGAACCAAGCAACUGCGCUGGCAGGACCAGGGUCUGCUUGACGGUGAGCUCGUCAACGUCAGCGACCUUGACUAUGCUCUCCAAGGCGACCUUAUUCACAUCUCAGAGGCCAAGGUGGGACGAAAGCUUGUAGACUGGUAUCUCCGAAACCUGUCCCGCACCUAUAACUGAGGUGCUUUAGAGAGAAUUGGCUAGUCACUUUUUCUCAAAAAAAUCGUGGGGUAUUUGAAUCGAGCCUUGACAGCGCAUAAAGCGUUGAGGCGGAGUACUCCACAACGGCCCAUGGCCAGGGCAAUCAUUACCUGGGGUUAUGCAGGCCGACUUGAUUGGAUGCAUGGCAUGGCAAAGGCGUCUCGGAGUUGGUGAUGCUCGUGCAAGAGCCUGAGAAUUUCUCGGGUUCGGCUGUAUGCGCGGCAGAGAUAUGGGACUUCCUCCUAGAGGUAUGAGGGCCUCUGAAAAGGCUAUGAAGAAUAAAAGGAAUCAAAAGUCAUUUAAUCAA
Fusarium graminearum PH-1 is the source of this 1759-nucleotide messenger RNA. RefSeq lists its product as uncharacterized. Gene Ontology annotation, biological process: translational initiation. NCBI's taxonomy places the organism in Eukaryota, Fungi, Ascomycota, Sordariomycetes, Hypocreales, Nectriaceae. Gene Ontology annotation, molecular function: translation initiation factor activity. Gene Ontology annotation, cellular component: cytoplasm; eukaryotic translation initiation factor 3 complex. The transcript is spliced from 3 exons. The record is from RefSeq and is a predicted model, not a curated record. Bases 1 to 1431 code for a protein of 476 amino acids.